CUUAGUGCUUAACGCUGCUUUAAUGUAUCUUGACAUAAGGUUAGCUCGGCCUACUGGUAUUGCAUUUGCAUUUGAUUUAGCUGUUAACAAGUUUGUUAUUGAGGCUGCAUGGACAAGAAGAUCGCGGAGUGAAGCUGCAAAAAGGCCCAACAGGAAAUCAUGGAAACAAAGGACGGAUAUGUAUUUGAGACCUUUUUUGCUAAACAUUUUCUUUUCAAAACGAUUUAUCCAUGCAAAAGUAAUGCAUCGAGGAACCAGCAAGGUGAUCUCUGUUGCUACCACAAAUGCGAAAGACUUAAGGAACUCAUUGCCUUCCCUUACUGACAACAACGCUGCCAGGGUGAUAGGCAAGUUGAUUGCAGAGCGAUCAAAAGAAGCUGAUGUCUAUGCCAUUGCAUAUGAGCCCGGGAGGAAUGAGCGAAUAGAAGGUAGACUUGGGAUUAUUCUUGACACUAUCCAAGAAAAUGGCAUCAUAUUUGUUUAA
Molecule: messenger RNA, 484 nt
Organism: Nicotiana tabacum (common tobacco)
Lineage: Eukaryota; Viridiplantae; Streptophyta; Magnoliopsida; Solanales; Solanaceae
Source: RefSeq, a predicted model, not a curated record